This is a messenger RNA of Mercurialis annua (annual mercury), 2038 nucleotides long. RefSeq names its product E3 ubiquitin-protein ligase RSL1-like. The coding region runs from base 127 to 1794 and encodes 555 amino acids. Lineage: Eukaryota; Viridiplantae; Streptophyta; Magnoliopsida; Malpighiales; Euphorbiaceae. The transcript is spliced from 3 exons. Gene Ontology annotation, cellular component: cytoplasm; ubiquitin ligase complex. Gene Ontology annotation, molecular function: ubiquitin conjugating enzyme binding; nucleic acid binding; zinc ion binding. The record is from RefSeq and is a predicted model, not a curated record. Gene Ontology annotation, biological process: ubiquitin-dependent protein catabolic process; protein polyubiquitination; positive regulation of proteasomal ubiquitin-dependent protein catabolic process.
GCUGUCUCUCUCUCUCUCACUACACUGUUUAUGCUUUACCCGUCUCUUUAUAUUCUCUUCAUCACAAUUACACAGAGGCAAUUCAAUUCCCUUUGAUUAACCAUUACCUGAAAUCCAAUCACCCGUAUGACAAACCCUAACGCCAAACGGAAAAUGUCCGUUUCCAGUAACGUAGAUGACCAAAACGACGACGUUGACGACAUUCUCAAAGAACAACGCCGUGAAAUCACAGAAGCCAAAGCUCUCUUCUCCGACAAUGAUCUCGCUUUUAAUCUCCAGAUGGAAGAAGCCAUAACCGCUUCUAUUUCACUAAACCCUAACGUUAUUCCCUCGCCAACCCUAAAUGACGCCGUUUUGCACGAGGAUGAUGAUUUUGAUUACACGGCUUUACUGCUAGACGACGUGGAGAGGCUGGAUCAAGAACGUAGGGACCGUGAGGCGUGUGAGAAUUUAAUGAGGGAAAUGAAAAAAGAGCUGGACUGUAGGAUUCAUGAUCAGAAAGUAGCUAGUGAAAUCUCCAACAUUCCUGACGUUGAAUGGGAGAAAUACGGUGAUAAUUUUGAGAAGCCGUACGUUUCGUCGGCCGCGGCGGGCUCUAGUAGCAGUAACGGUGGGGAACUGGGGCUGGUGAAUGGUGAGGGAUUUAAGGUGUAUUGUAAGGGAGUAGUGAGUGAAGAAAUGAUUAGAGAAAUGAAGGUGGUUGUUGGUGGCAUUGGAGUGGCCAUUUGUGAUUUUAAGGAUAAUGUGAUUUUUGAAGUUAGUAAGGCUGCGGAAGUUGGUCUUGUUAAGAGUGCUCAAGGGGUUGUCAUUCUGGAAAUUAAAGCUAUUAUUGAAGGAUUGAAUGCUGCUUUGAGUCUGGAAUUGAGCAGAAUUACCUUUUAUUGCGAUGAUUUUAUGAUCUACCAAUAUCUUACAGGUAGGGUUCAACCAUCUGAAAAUAUGAUUGCAACCUUGGUCGACCAGGUGUCUCAUCUUCUUAAAGAGUUUACCGAUUGUCAGCCAAUGCUUGUGACACGCAAUGAUAUAAAGUUUGCAUUUAAACUGGCCAGAAAUGCUGUCGUAUCUCAGAUCACAUGGAAUGCAGAACCUGACAAAGGAAAAAAGAGUUUGAAGGAGACUUGCAUGAUUUGCUUUGAGGAUAAAGAUGUAGGUCAGAUGUUUUCCGUUGAUGGUUGUUUGCAUAGAUAUUGUUUUCCUUGUAUGAAACAGCACGUUGAAGUGAAAUUACUUAAUGGGAUGGAGGCAAAUUGUCCUCAUGAAAGCUGCCAAUCUGAAGUUAGUAUCGAAGAUUGUGGACAGUUUCUUGAUCCUAAAUUAGUUAAUAUUAUUAGCCAGAGGAAAAAGGAAGCUGCAAUUGCCGUGACUGAGAAGGUUUACUGUCCACAAAUGAGGUGCUCAGCAUUAAUGUCAAAAAGUGAAUGUCUGGAAUAUACCAAGGGUUUUUUUGUUGGUGCUGAUAAGUCUGGAGCUAGGAAAUGCAUGAAAUGCAAAUUAUUUUUCUGCCUUAGCUGCCAAGUCCCUUGGCACUAUAAUGUGACAUGCAGUGAUUAUAGAAGAUCCAACCCUUAUGCCCGUGCUGAAGAUGCAAUGCUUGACUCACUUGCCAAACAGAAACUGUGGCGCCGAUGCAUGAUGUGCAAUCAUAUAAUUGAACUCGCUCAAGGUUGCUACCACAUCACUUGCAGAUGCGGUUAUGAGUUCUGUUAUACUUGUGGAGCUCCUUGGAAGAACAAGAAAGCUACUUGUAGGUGCCGGAUUUGGGAUGAAAGGAACAUUAUAUAUGCAAGGCGAUGAUUUAGGGUUAUGAUCUUAGAUAUGACUUCUAAUUUAGGUUUAUAGCUUUCUCUUUACUCUACUCAACUCUUAUGUCUUUUUGCUUCAAGUUCAAGUAGUGUAUAUAUGUUUUAUAUGAUUUUUUUAUAGGUUUUUUGGCCAAGUGUCAGCAAAAUGGAUCUGCAUAUUUUGGGAUGUUUUAACGAAUUUUAUUGAUCUAAACCUACAAUGUUAAAAUUAUCUCCAACCUACAUAAUGUUUUCUA